Physcomitrium patens is the source of this 1397-nucleotide messenger RNA. NCBI's taxonomy places the organism in Eukaryota, Viridiplantae, Streptophyta, Bryopsida, Funariales, Funariaceae. The record is from RefSeq and is a predicted model, not a curated record.
AAUAACACGGGCGAUGACAAGACAGAACAGAACAAGGAUCAUAGAAACAGAACAUAGUUUCUCGUAACAAGCCUUGGUGCCCACGUCUCAUCUCUUCACAUAUUUCUCUUCGUCCUGCUUUUGUCAUUUUCGCUUAUUCUGGAACCCUCUCUUCUAUCGCCCUAACUUGCCACGCCUGACACGCUAAGGUGGUCGGUCUGUUGUGCUUUAUCUGUACCGCAUUUGGGUGUUUACAGAACAAUGUCACAGGUGGAGAUAGUAAUUCUCCUAUAAAGACCAUCUUCGUUGCCAUAGCCGUAUCACUACUUAAUUGAAAGUGCUCAUUAGCAAGGGAGUCUGUCUUGCCGCACCUCGCUAUUGGUGAACUUUGUUGGUUGUGAGAUUCAGAAUUGAAGAUAUGGGUUCCGUAGGACACGAUGUGAGGACUGUGCUGGUCACUGGAGCAGGAGGCAGGACCGGUAGCCUUGUCUUUGACAAACUGAAGAAAACGGGGAAGUUCGUGGUGCGUGGCUUAGUGCGAACGGAGGAAGUCAAGGCUAAAUUGGGAGGAGAGGGUGUUUUCAUCGGCGACAUCACGAAGCCAGAGACCUUGAGUGCUGCGGUUGAAGGCAUCGAUGCUUUGAUUAUCACUACGAGUGCGGUGCCAAAGAUGAAGCCAGGAUUUGACCCUUCCAAGGGUGGGCGCCCGGAGUUUUACUACGAAGAGAAUGGAUUUCCAGAGCAAGUCGAUUGGAUUGGACAGAAGAAUCAGAUUGACGCUGCUAAGGAUGCAGGGUGCAAGCACAUUGUGAUUGUUGGAUCCAUGGGAGGUCAAAAUCCUAACCAUAUGUUGAAUUCUCUCGGAAAUGGGAAGAUUCUGAUCUGGAAGAGGAAGGCAGAGGAGUAUUUAUCAAAGUCUGGUGUACCUUACACAAUUAUCAGAGCAGGAGGGUUGCAAGAUAAGGAUGGUGGCAUACGCGAACUCCUCAUUGGCAAGGAUGAUGAACUUCUGAACACCGAUACGAAAGCUAUCACUCGAAGUGAUGUUGCGGAGCUCUGCAUCCAGGCUUUGUUGAACGAGGAGUCCAAGAACAAGGCUUUCGAUGCUGCAUCCAAAUCUGAAGGACAAGGAACGCCCACCACCGACUUCAAGUCUCUCUUCGCCAACGUAACGACCACGUUCUGAGUUGUUUUAUAACGUAGUUGUUUAGCAGCGGCAACAACUUGAGUCGUUGCAUGGUUAAUGACAUGUGGCGCAUAGUUUCGAGAUGGCAUGCAGCGCAUCCAUCUCGCCAAACUUUGUACGUAUUGUUAAAUUUAAUGUAGUGUUCAAUAUGCUAAGUCGAAUAGCUGGCGCUCACUGAAUACCUCGGCUUUCAGUUGCUGUUUAAAUGCUGUUUGAUACAAAAUUAUACAAA